AAACUGUAUUAAAGAAAGAUGAUUUCAUAGGAUAGCUCUAUGGCUGACUUCCUAAUAAAUUAUUUUGAACUUGCUGAAGAUGCUCGUGGCAGUGCCUAAUGUGCACUUGCAGAUGUCGCCGUCGUGCUGAGCUGUCCCUUGUCAUUUCUUUGAAUGGAAGAGUGAAUUACACAUGUCCAGAAGCUGGGAUAUUUUCCUACGUGUACAUUGGAUCUCAAAAGAGUCAAGAAGCUGCUUUGAUAGAAAUUUGCUUCGGGGAGAGGAUGGUCAUUGCUCCAUCUCAGCUAAAUGAGUAGAGUUCAGUGCAGUUAGUUAGUAUCCCUUUGCUAUCAAAUCCCGUUAUUGGACGACCUGUCAGAAAGAACAGCAUAGAAAUGGAGGUGCUGAGGAAGGAGAGAUGAGUUAAACAGAUCUCUGUUAUCUUUUAGGCAGAGGUGAGGAGUGCUGCCCAGAGUUGGCCAUUGGAAAGCAAGCUUUGUUUCUCCAUGGUGCACACACUGUACUUCAGACACACUGUUAACUUCAUCAUCUGUCAGAAAAUGCUCCAUGAGAACAGGUUGUGUGCAGCACUCAGAAUCAUCCUCUGGUUCUUUGUCCAUUGUGCUCCUCUGACUCUCGUUAUCUCAUUAUUAGGAAUGUUGACAUUCCCUUCUCCACCUUCUCAAGCUAGCAGGGCUAAUUCUGAAUUUGUUGUGUAAUUCUUUUCUGUAUGCUUCUGAACUUGUGGUAAUUGUGACUUCUCAGCAAUGUAAGAUUUUUACAUAGAACUCUGCGUGGGGCAAGAAAGGAAGGAGGAGGAGCUGUGAUUCUUCAUGUUGGUUUGGCUUUUGAUUGGAUGCGUUUUAGAAAAAUACUUCCAGGUUGACCAAGAUAAUGAUGCAGUGCUUUCCUUUUUACAGUUUGAAGAUAAAUCUGAUGCAGUAUUUGAUAUUACAGAAAAAUGUAGUGAAAUCCUGGAUGCAGAAAUGUCUGAGGAUGCUGUGCACAACUUACCAGCCACCCUCGACAGCGUUUCUUAUGAAAUACAGAAUCGAGCAGGAUCUGAAAACUCCCUGCUGGAUGAUGACGACGACGAUGAUUAUUUUCUGAACUCUGGGGAUUUGGCAAGCAUACCUGUUGUUGGGAGCGACAACGAAGAUGAUCAGAGUUUCACUCCAAAAGACACUCUCCCUGCUGAAGACCAUCUGGAAGAGGGCAAGAGGGUUACAGAACACGAGCUGGACAGUGAAAAAGAUAUUCAGAUCGAAAAUGCAAUCCAGAAGGAUCUCACUUCACCUUUUGAGCAGGGUCCUGUAUUUAAAUCAAUUCAAAAAGAUUUUAGCAUCACAAGAGAUAAUGGCAAAGAGACUUUUUCAACAAAAGACAAGAAUAGAGAAGUAAAUCUUCAAGACCAUGAAAAACGGUUGGAAAAAAUCCCUAAAGAUACGGAUUCUAGAUUGAAAAGCAGUUUUCUUGACAAAGCAGUUCAUAAUCAAGUAGAAGAAACAUUACGGACGCAGUUAGCGCCACAAACUCCAGAAACUAACUUCAGGGAGUCUAGCUACCUAUUUUCUAGUAAGGAAUCUAUUGGACAAGAGCUGGGGAAUUCCUUUGCACCAAAUAUUAGAAUUAAGGAGGAGCCUUUGGAUGACGAAUAUGAUAAAGCUAUGGCCCCACAGCAGGGACUAUUAGACAAAAUUAAAGAUGAACCUGAUAAUUCUGAGGAGUACGGCCAACAGCCAAAAACUCAGGAAGGGGAGCUGAAAAUCAGUGCUGUAUUUUCAGUCAGUGGCAGUCCUCUUGCUCCACAGCUGUCAUCAGGUUUCCAGCCUGCUGUGGCAUCCUCUGGCAUGAGUAAAAUGCUUCCUUCAGUUCCAGGCACAGCUGUUCGGGUUUCCUGUUCUGGCUGUAAAAAAAUCCUCCAGAAGGGGCAGACUGCAUACCAGAGGAAAGGCUCUACCCAGCUCUUCUGCUCCACACUGUGCCUCACUGGAUACACUGUUCCAGCUUGUCGCCCACCAGCUUCUACCAAGAAAACCUGCUCAAGCUGCUCGAAAGAAAUUCUAAAUCCAAAGGAUGUAAUCACUGCCCAGUUUGACAAUACGAAUUCCAGCAAGGAUUUCUGCAGCCAGUCGUGUCUUUCUACGUAUGAAAUGAAAAGGAAACCUAUUAUUACUAUUCACACUAACAGCAUUUCAACCAAGUGCAGCAUGUGCCAGAAGAAUGCAGUGAUCAGACAUGAAGUGAAUUACCAGAACGUCGUACACAAGCUUUGCAGUGAUGCCUGCUUCUCCAAGUUCCGUUCUGCUAAUAACUUGACCAUGAACUGCUGUGAGAACUGUGGAGGUUACUGCUACAGUGGGUCUGGGCAGUGUCGCAUGCUGCUGAUAGAGGGACAGUCAAAAAAGUUCUGCAGUUCAACAUGUGUGACACUAUACAAGCAGUCAGCUAAAAUUACACCCUGUGCACUGUGUAAAUCCUUGAGAUCUUCAGCUGAGAUGAUAGAGAGCACAAAUAACUCGGGAAAAACUGAGCUGUUUUGCUCUGUUAACUGCUUGUCAGCAUACAGAGUAAAAAUGGUUACUUCGUCAGGUGUUCAAGUUCAGUGCAACAGCUGUAAAACUUCAGCCAACCCUCAGUAUCACUUGGCUAUGUCAGAUGGGAGCGUACGCAAUUUCUGCAGCUACAACUGUGUGGUAGCUUUUCAGAAUUUGUUCAACAAACCUGCAGGAGUGAACUCUUCAGUCGUACCCCUGUCUCAAGGUCAAGUCAUCGUAAGCAUUCCCUCGGGGACAACGGUGUCAGCAGGUGGCACCACCUCCACUGCAUCUCCCAGCUCUGGGAGCAGUUCAGCUGCAGCUGGUCUACAGAGGCUGGCUGCCCAGUCCCAGCAAGUCACUUUUGCCCGCAAGGUUGUAAAACUCUGGUGUCAGCACUGUAACAGAUUAUUUGCAACCAAGCCAGAACUGCUUGACUUCAAGGGUAAAAUGUUCCAGUUUUGUGGGAAGACCUGCUGUGAUGAAUAUAAGAAGAGGAGGAGUGUAACAGCCCUGUGUGAAUACUGCAGAACUGAGAAAAUUAUCAAGGAGACAGUGCGAAUCGCGGGCAUAGAUAAGCCAUUCUGCAGUGAAGGUUGCAAACUGCUCUAUAAACAUGACUUGGCUAAGCGCUGGGGAAACCACUGUAAAAUGUGCAGCUACUGUUUGCAGACCUCCCCCAAACUGGUCCAGAAUCUUUUUGGGGGGAGAAUGGAAGAAUUCUGCUCAGAAGAGUGCAUGUCUAAAUUCACAGUUUUGUUUUACCAGAUGGCAAAGUGUGAUGGUUGUAAGAGACAAGGUAAACUCAGCGAGUCUCUGAAAUGGCAAGGAGAUGUGAAACAUUUUUGCAAUCUGCUUUGUAUUCUGAUGUUCUGUAAGCAGCAACGUACUUCUGACCUUCCAGCCUCAAACAACACAGCAAACCCUUCUACAGCACCAGCUUCCUCGUCAGGCCCUCCUUCUUUGAGGAAGGACUCAACCCCAGUCAUAGCAAAUGUGGUGUCCCUUGCGAGCACCCCUGCUGCCCAGCCUACGGUUAACUCCAACAAUGUUUUACAGGGAGCAGUCCCUACAGUGACAGCAAAAAUAAUAGGAGAUGCAAGCACUCAGACAGAUGCCCUGAAACUGCCAUCUUCACAGCCACCUAGGCUUCUGAAAAACAAAGCAUUGUUGUGCAAGCCAAUCACACAGACCAAGGCCACCUCAUGCAAACCUCAUACACAAAAUAAAGAAUGCCAGACAGAGGAAGAAGAAGUUCAACCCAAAAUCAUUGUGGUACCUGUUCCUGUACCAGUGUUUGUGCCAGUACCCCUCCACCUCUACACACAGUACACGCCAGUUCCACUUGGGAUGCCAGUACCUGUACCUGUUCCCAUGCCUUUCCCAACUACUUUGGAUAAUGCUGAUAAGAUCCUUGAAACAAUUCAGGAUAUCAAAGAGAAGAUUCCCAUAAGUCCAUUUGAAGCAGAUCUCCUUCAGAUGGCAGAAAUGAUUGCAGAAGAUGAGGAGAAAGACAAAACACACUCUCAUGGUGGCUCUCAAACGUCUGAGCAUGAGCUCUUCCUGGACCCCAAGAUGUUUGAGAAAGACCAAGGUAGCACUUACAGUGGAGAUCUAGAAUCAGAAGCAGUAUCCACUCCACACAGCUGGGAAGAAGAGUUGAAUCACUAUGCCUUACGAUCAAACGCCCUGCCAGAACCAGAUCCAGAACCCAAGCAGAUCUCCAAAGGUGAAGUGGAGCAGGACCUGGAGGCAGAUUUUCCAUCAGACUCAUUUGACCCUCUCAGUAAGGGACUGGGUUUGCAUUCACGUUCACGAGCAAGACGGAGGCACAGAGAUGGCUUCCCCCAGCCAAAAAGACGGGGACGAAAGAAGUCUGUAGUUGCUGCAGAGCCCCGCAAUCUGAUGCAGGGCUCCUACCCAGGAUGCUCUGUUUCUGGGAUGACCCUGAAGUACAUGUAUGGGGUAAAUGCCUGGAAGAACUGGGUCCAAUGGAAAAAUGCACAGGAGGAACAGGGGGACCUGAAGUUUUCAGUUCGUCCUGUGAAGCUCAAGGAGGACAUUCUCUCGUGCACUUUUGCUGAGCUGAGCUUUGGCCUGUGCCAAUUUAUUCAAGAGGUGCGGAGACCGAACGGAGAAAAAUACGAUCCUGACAGCAUCUUAUACUUGUGCCUUGGAAUUCAGCAGUACCUGUUUGAGAAUGGUAGAAUAGAUAACAUUUUUACCGAGCCCUAUUCCAGGUUUAUGAUUGAACUUACAAAACUUUUGAAAAUCUGGGAACCUACAAUUCUUCCAAAUGGUUAUAUGUUCUCAAGAAUAGAAGAGGAACACUUGUGGGAGUGUAAGCAACUGGGUGCAUAUUCCCCCAUAGUUUUACUGAACACGCUGCUAUUCUUCAACACCAAAUACUUUCAACUAAAGAAUGUCAGUGAGCACCUGAAGCUGUCCUUUGCCCACGUCAUGAGGAGGACCAGGACCCUGAAGUACAAUACUAAGACAACAUAUUUACGUUUUUUCCCACCCUUUCAAAAACAAGAGGUAGAAUCAGAUAAACUGUCUGUAGGCAAAAGGAAACGUGGAGAAGAUGAGGAGAUUUCAACAGCAGUGGAAAUGGCUGAAAAUGCAGAUAACCCCCUGAGGUGUCCGGUGCGACUCUAUGAAUUUUACUUGUCAAAAUGCUCUGAAAGUGUGAAGCAGAGAAGUGAUGUGUUUUACCUUCAGCCCGAGCGCUCCUGUGUACCCAACAGCCCCAUGUGGUAUUCCACAUUGCCCAUAGACCCAGGGACCUUGGACAUCAUGUUAACUCGCAUUCUUAUGGUGAGGGAGGUACAUGAAGAACUUGCCAAAGUCAAAUCAGAAGAUUCUGAUAUUGAGUUAUCAGACUAAGUGAAGUGGGAUGUUUUCCUUUGAAUGCAUCGGAAGCACCAAACUGUGAAUACGUCCAGCUUUUGGAAAAUGUGUAUGAAAUCAGCCAGGAUCGUGUCACCUACAGGCAUAUUUGGAACCACAGCGGAUGUACAAACUGGAACUGGAAGGAGACAAGUUCCAUAAGCUGCAAGAAGCAACGUCCUGUGGCAGGCAGCCACGAAUCCUCUGAACAAAUUCAAGUUGAACUAACCUGUUUGAGUGGUGCAUAAAUCCUUUAUCUGUGUAGGGUUUAAAAAAGAAAAAAAAAAAAACAAAAAAAAAAGAGAUUUUUUUUUAA
Messenger RNA from Lagopus leucura (white-tailed ptarmigan), 5721 nucleotides. It is a transcript of the gene ZMYM4, whose product is annotated as zinc finger MYM-type containing 4. The record is from RefSeq and is a predicted model, not a curated record. Gene Ontology annotation, molecular function: zinc ion binding. The transcript has 28 exons. Bases 813 to 5402 code for a protein of 1529 amino acids. Lineage: Eukaryota; Metazoa; Chordata; Aves; Galliformes; Phasianidae.